Molecule: messenger RNA, 974 nt
Organism: Nothobranchius furzeri (turquoise killifish)
Lineage: Eukaryota; Metazoa; Chordata; Actinopteri; Cyprinodontiformes; Nothobranchiidae
Gene: psmb5
Product: proteasome 20S subunit beta 5
Cellular component (GO): proteasome core complex
Molecular function (GO): threonine-type endopeptidase activity
Source: RefSeq, a predicted model, not a curated record
UAGAUGGAUGAUCAAUCCAGGUCGUACUGCGCAUGCGCAGCGGAAGUUGCUUGUUCAUCACGCUCUUACAAAGAUGGCUCUUGCUAGUGUAUUGAGCAGCGAUUGUGUGGAUUUUUCAUUUGAUUACCGUCAGCCCUUCGCUGUUGGUUGUGGUCCCGGUCAGAGCGGUGUAGAUUUGGAAGCUGCCCCGGGGGACAGUUUAAAAUUUUCUGUUAAGAACUCGCUACUCACCGGAGACGAGGAUGGCGUGGAGAGGAAAAUAGAGUUCCUGCACGGGACAACCACCUUAGCCUUCAAAUUCCAGCAUGGAGUCAUUGUUGCAGUGGACUCUCGGGCCACAGCAGGCUCCUACAUCGCCUCACAGACUGUCAAGAAGGUGAUUGAGAUCAACCCGUACCUGCUGGGUACCAUGGCGGGAGGAGCCGCUGACUGUAGCUUCUGGGAGCGCCUGCUGGCCCGCCAGUGCCGUAUCUAUGAGCUGCGCAACAAGGAGCGCAUCUCUGUGGCGGCUGCCUCCAAGCUGCUUGCUAACAUGGUGUACCAGUACAAGGGCAUGGGACUCAGCAUGGGGACCAUGGUGUGUGGCUGGGACAAGAGAGGCCCAGGGUUGUACUACGUUGACUCGGAGGGUAACCGGGUGUGUGGCGACCUGUUUGCGGUGGGCUCAGGCUCCAUGUAUGCCUACGGCGUGGUGGACAGCGGCGUGAGGAAUGAGCUGACAGUGGAGGAGGCGUGUGAGCUCGGCCGUCGCGCCAUCUACCAGGCGACGUACCGUGACGCCUACAGCGGAGGGCAGGUCAACCUGUACCAUGUCCACAGCGAGGGCUGGACCAGAGUCUCCCAGGAAGAUGUGCUCAUGCUGCACCAGCGGUACAAGGAGCAAGCAUAGUUAAUGAGGGGAAAGGUUUUUCUAACGUUUAGGAUGUUCUGAAAUGUAAUGAAUGUUGACCUGUAAUAAAAAGGACUCACCUGCC